Lycium ferocissimum is the source of this 1943-nucleotide messenger RNA. Its product is annotated as F-box/kelch-repeat protein At1g51550. Bases 114 to 1517 code for a protein of 467 amino acids. NCBI's taxonomy places the organism in Eukaryota, Viridiplantae, Streptophyta, Magnoliopsida, Solanales, Solanaceae. The transcript is spliced from 2 exons. The record is from RefSeq and is a predicted model, not a curated record. Gene Ontology annotation, molecular function: protein binding.
AAGGUAAAAAAAAAAAAACCAGAACCAAAACAAAAAUCCUCAACCAGCAUCAACAAGAACAACAACACAGCGUGUGUUGUCCACUCUCAAGUCUCAAACAAAAAAAAGCCCCCAUGGCUACUACAAGCAGCACUCCUUAUACAAGCAAUGGAUCAUCAUCACCAAUAUCACAAAUAGCACAAGACCAUCUCUUCUCUAUCUUACUUCUCUUACCUUUAGAUUCCAUUUUUCGCUUUGCUAUGACUUGUAAGAAAUUCAGGUCCUUAACUUACUCUGACUCUUUUUGGGAAUCUCUUUGUCGUAGAGAUUGGGGUAAUUCUUCUAUUGAUGCCCUCAGAUCCUUUGCCGUUGAUAGUAAACAAGAGCAGUUUACUUGGAAGAAGCUUUAUCAGCAAAUCUAUCAAUUGGAUUCUCUUUACUGUCGUAGAUUGUUGUUGAAAAAUCCACAAGGAGGAGAAGAGUUGUUGCUUCCUAGGCCUAGAGCUUCUCAUUCUCUUAAUUUUGUGUCUGGUUGUUUAGUUCUCUUUGGUGGUGGCUGUGAAGGAGGAAGGCAUCUCGAUGAUACAUGGGUUGCAUAUGUUGGGAAUGACUUCAAGAAAAUUUUGAAGUGGAACAAGAUUGGAUCAGGAAUACCAAGUGGCCGCUUUGGGCAUUCAUGUGUCGUGAUUGGUGAUUGUCUAGUGCUCUUUGGAGGAAUAAAUGAUCAUGGGGGCCGCCAAAAUGAUACAUGGGUUGGCCAAGUAGCGGUACAUGAUGCAUUUGGUAUCACAUUGUCCUGGAGGCUACUUGAUGUUGGUUCCGUUGUGCCUCCACCAAGAGGUGCUCAUGCUGCAUGUCGCAUUGAUAAAAGGAGGAUGCUGAUUCAAGGAGGGAUUGGUUUGUCUGGCCUGCGACUGGGAGAUACAUGGGUAUUGGAACUGUCCGAGAAUCUUCAUAUUGGAGUUUGGCAAGAAAUUGUGACUCAUCCAUCUCCUCCAUCUCGCUCUGGACAUACAUUGACCCUUGUUGGAGGAAACCAAACAAUUUUGUUUGGCGGAAGGGGUUUAGGCUAUGAGGUGCUUAAUGAUCUAUGGCUCUUUGAUACAUCUGAAGGUCACUGGAGAUGGGUACAGUUAGUAUUUGACUUGCAAAAUAUACCCCACGGAUUGGCCUUGCCUAGAGUUGGUCACUCAGCCAAUCUCAUCAUAGGUGGACGACUACUAAUUUAUGGAGGAGAAGAUUCCUACAGACACAGAAAAAAUGACUUCUGGGUGUUGGAUAUCAGCUCAGUGUCAUCCAUUAUGCAGUCUGGGACUCCUCCAAGCCCAGAGAGAUCAAAGACUAAACUGUGGAGACGACUCAAGUCCAAAGGUGAUAACCCUAGUGGCAGAUCAUUUCACCGAGCUUGUGUGGAUCCUUCAGGUCGUAACUUGUAUGUCUUUGGUGGCAUGGUAGAUGGUUUACUUCAGCCUGCCGAAUCCUCGGGGUUGAGGUUUGAUGGAGAGUUGUUUCUUGUGGAGCUUUUGCUUCAGUGCUAGGGGAAUCGCAAGGAGAUUAUAGGUAAACAAGUAUGCUGCUGCUUUACAUGCCAAUGUGCAUGUUAUGUAAAUAUCAGUCCCACUUGUAAGAAAACUUAGCAGCUAGCAUGUUGCUUUGUGUACAGGAAAAGACGUAAAAAGGUAUGUAAUUUGGCCUUAGCUUUGGAUCUGAAGAAUUGUUAAGGUAUGUUUCUGUCUUCUAGAGGAAGCUAGAGUCAGCCAAGUGAUACACCAUACCAGCCCCGAGCUUUCAUGAUCCAGCUAUCCCCUCUGGAAUUAGUAGAAACUACCUGUAAAUUUCUAGUUGAGGAGUGAAAUUAAGUCCUGUAGACCAGACUUAGCUUGUGGCAUAUGAUUAGUUGUUCUGAAUUUUGAUGUAAUAUGUACAUUCUUGAUCUUUACUAGCUAGUACGGGUAUUGCUGCUA